UGUAAAGUCAGCGGUGGCCGCGAUUAUUAAACGCACGAACGGCGUAUGAUUAUCCACUUUGGACGCGUUUACUAUACAUUACAUAGCGGUAGUUAUAGUAGUCGUAGUGCAGGGCAUCGAGAGAGCUUGCGAGCGCGGCUUGACUCUGUAUCUAUCGUUUUGACGAACAUAUAGUGCCCAUUGGCAAAAUACGACAACGACGACGACGACGAGGCAUUGUUGGAUUUAACGAGAAAAUCGCUCGCUACUGCCUGCUGCGGCCGAGAGAGCGGCUUAGAGCUGGAGAGCGAGAGCUGACCGACACCAAGCUCUGAAUCGCUUCUGAUCAGCUUCGCAACCAGGCAGCGGGAUAAUCUUACCGAAUACGCCGCGCCAAUUUUUCCUGCGAAAACUCAGCAGGUAGCUGACGAAAUUUCGGGGCGGCUAUACAGCUGAAACUGAGCAAGGAAGGCAUGAGCAGCUCGGUCGUGCCCCCGUCGGCGGCGGCGGACGACGCGAUGCCCAGCGUCGAGGACGUGAUCGCGUCCAUGCAGCACUUCGGCUGGCUCGACUACGGCGUCUUCGUGGCGAUGCUGCUCGGCUGCGGCGGCAUCGGCGUCUACUUCGGCUUCGUGCGCGGCACCGCGCCAAGCGGCGAGGACGAGUACCUCGUCGGCGGCCGCAACAUGCGCACCUUUCCCGUGUCCAUGAGCCUGAUCGCCAGCUUCAUAUCGGGCAUCUCUUUGUUGGGCACCCCCACCGAGAUCUACGUGCACGGCACGAGCUACCUGUGCAUCGGCUUCGGCGUCGUCCUCGUCGGCUUCAUCAUGUCCAACGUCUAUCUGCCGGUCUUUCACGACCUACAGCUGACGAGCACGUACGAGUACCUGGAGAGGCGAUUCGACAAGAGGAUGAGAACCCUGGGCUCCACGCUGUUCGCCAUCGGCAUUAUAACGUGGCUGCCGAUCGUCAUCUACGUGCCGGCUCUCGCCUUCAAUCAAGUUACCGGAGUGAAUAUACACGUGGUGACGCCGUUCGUCUGCGUCGUCUGCAUCUUCUACACGUGCGUGGGUGGCCUACGCGCAGUGGUAUGGACGGACUUUGUGCAGACGUUCAUCAUGUUCGGCUCGAUGCUGCUCAUCGUCAUCAAGGGUACCUUGCAUCUCGGUGGCUUGUCGUUGGUGCUCGAGCGCAAUUACGAAUCCGGAAGGAUCGAGUUUCCAACAGCCGACUGGAGCCCGCUGACGCGUCACACGAUCUGGUCGCUGGUGCUGGGCGGCUGCGUGCACUGGCUCCAGAUAUCCGCCAUCAAUCAGAACAUGAUCCAGCGCUAUCUCUCGCUGCCCACCGUCGCGCACGCCCGCAGGGCACUGUGGACCUUCAUCGUCGGCGUCCUCAUGCUGAUCAGCGUCUGCGCCUACUCGGGGAUGCUGGUCUACGCCUGGUACCACGAGUGCGAUCCGCUCACCACCAAACUCGCCAGAGCCAAGGAUCAGCUGCUGCCGCUGCUCAUGAUGAACAUUUUCGGCGACGUUCCUGGAUUACCCGGUCUCUUCGUCGCUGGUAUUUUCAGUGCAGCUCUCAGCUCGUUAUCCACCGGCCUGAACUCGAUGGCGGCCGUCGUCCUGGAGGACUUCAUCAAGCCGGCCCUGGCCAGUCGCUCCUGCGAGCCGCUGAGCAAGCGCCGAGUCGAUCUGCUCAUGAAGCUCACCGUGCUCGUGCUCGGCGUCGUCUGCACCGGCCUCGUGUUCGUCGUCGAGAAGACCAGCUCGCACGUGCUACAGUUGACGUUUAGCUUGAGCGCGAUAACCAGUGGACCUUCGCUCGGUAUCUUCAGUAUGGGCGUGCUCGUGCCUUGGAUCAAUGCCAACGGCGCAUUGAUCGGCGGCAUAUCCGGCCUCGCCUUCAUGAGCUGGCUCAGUCUGGCUUCCGAAGCUGCCAUCUCGAGCGGAAAAAUUCGGCACGACGUAAAACCGACGAGCACCCAAGGCUGCACUUACUCGUUUCAUCGGACGGAAAGUCUGCUGCUUCUUCUGCCCCCGGAAACUCUGCUCGACGAUCUCGAGGAGAGUGAAACUUGGGCUGUCUAUCGAUUGAGCUAUCUCUGGUACACGGUGGCCGGGACCAUCGUGACGGUCGGCAUUAGUCUACUAGUGAGCCUGGUGUCCUCUCAAGAUUCGAAAAAGCUCGAUCCCGCCCUCGUCGCGCCGUUCCUGCGCAAGUACCUGAUGGCCCAGAGUCUGGACGCGGACGAGCCGUUGAAACGGAUCAAGGUCGCUAAACCGAAAGUCACAUCCGAAUUAUCGAAUCACGACAGAAACGAAGAUUCGAAUUUGAUGGAAACUCUGCGUUGAUUUUUUUUCAAUCGAUAAUUAUGUGAAUUUGACGUUUCGCAUAGCCGCUCGCGAUCGAUCUUUGUUUUAUACAUAGAUAGAAAAAAAAUGUACAUUGCAACUGUGAAUGAAAGUAAACAUAUAGAUUUAUUUUUCUU
Messenger RNA from Trichogramma pretiosum, 2470 nucleotides. Its product is annotated as sodium-coupled monocarboxylate transporter 1-like. The record is from RefSeq and is a predicted model, not a curated record. Gene Ontology annotation, biological process: transmembrane transport; sodium ion transport. Lineage: Eukaryota; Metazoa; Arthropoda; Insecta; Hymenoptera; Trichogrammatidae. Gene Ontology annotation, molecular function: symporter activity. Gene Ontology annotation, cellular component: membrane. The coding region runs from base 453 to 2333 and encodes 626 amino acids. The transcript has 14 exons.